Molecule: messenger RNA, 6010 nt
Organism: Carassius auratus (goldfish)
Lineage: Eukaryota; Metazoa; Chordata; Actinopteri; Cypriniformes; Cyprinidae
Product: rap guanine nucleotide exchange factor 2-like
Exons: 31
Coding region: 578-5428 (1616 amino acids)
Biological process (GO): small GTPase-mediated signal transduction
Molecular function (GO): protein binding; guanyl-nucleotide exchange factor activity
Source: RefSeq, a predicted model, not a curated record
UUGUGCUGAAUGGACUCGCCCAUGAAACCUCUUGAGGCGGUCGGUCACCAUGGUGGUGGCUUACAACAGCGAGCCCAGACGCAGACCAUCCGUCGCGUUUACACGCUAAAACACUAUUUAUAAAUGCUUCCUUUGACCCUCCGCUGCUUUGCAAAUGGCUUAAAAUGGACAAUCACCUAACGCAUGGAUUACACAUUGUUUUGAAUUUGAAAAAUGAAGAAGAUGGAAUAGCGAACAAGGGACAAAAACGGAAUGCUGAAAAAUGCAGUCGUCUGCGUAAAACAUAGACGCUCCGCUUGCCUGCAAAACCCUUCAUUAACACAGAAUCGAAUUAACAAGUCCCAACAUUUGACGCUUCAGUGGUUGGAAUAGGAAAAGCAGACUGUCUGGUUUUGUAGGAUUGGGACGAGGGACAGUAAGAGAGCUCCUGGCUUAGGUUGUGGCCUGGGGACAGGCUCUCCUCUGCAGUUGCUGCGACCUGAAAACGUUUUUGUACCAUUAACGUUAUAAAAAGCCACUUGAGAGACUCGCUUUGGAUUAUUUGACUUAACUGUUGUUCGCGACGGGUUUGAAAACCAUGGCGUCCUAUGUGGAUAACAGUUUUCGGCAGGCGGUGAUGGUGAAUCCUUCAGACAGGACGCAACAGGACCUGGAGAUUGUAUAUUCCUACUUGCAUGGAAUGGAGGCGCUGUCCAACCUUCGGGAACACCAGCUGAGGAUAAUGUGUGAAAGCGUCCGCUACGAAAGACACGAAGCCAAUGAAGUGCUCUAUUAUCCGGAUGACAUUGGCACAUGUUGGUACAUUCUGCUUUCUGGAUCGGUCUUCAUCAAAGAGUCCAUGUUCCUGCCACGCUCCAGUUUUGGGAAGAGGUCUGCUGGGAGUUUACGUCGUGGAUGCGAGUGUAUCGUUCUGGAGCCAUCCGAGAUGAUUGUGGUGGACUAUAUGGAUGAGAAUGAGGAGUAUUUCCAGCGGCAGGCAUCACACCGACAGUCCCGCCGAAGGUUUCGCAAGAUCAACCAGAAGGGCGAGCGGCAGACCAUCAUCGACACCGUAGACCCCUAUCCUGCCGGCAAGCCGCCCGUUGCGCGGGGAUACCAUACGGAAUGCGUUAAGGCUCAGCUGCCGGCAGACUUCAGCAGAUUACACCUGGCAGACGGGAUUCACCCCCAGGUGACACACGUUUCCUCCAGCCACUCAGGAUGUAGCAUCACCAGUGAUUCUGGGAGCAGCAGCCUGUCGGACAUUUACCAGGCCACAGAGAGUGAGCCUGGCGACAUGGACCUCAGUGGCCUGCCCGAGACGGCCGUUGACUCCGAGGAGGAUGACGAUGAGGAAGACAUCGAACGUGCCUCUGAUCCCCUCAUGAGUCGAGACAUCGUCCGAGACUGCCUGGAGAAAGACCCCAUGGACCGAACGGAUGAUGACAUAGAGCAACUGUUGGAGUUCAUGCACCAGUUACCAGCCUUUGCCAACAUGACCAUGUCUGUCAGGAGGGAGCUUUGUGCUGUUAUGGUGUUCGCUGUGGUGGAACGGGCCGGCACAGUCGUCCUUAAUGAUGGCGAAGAGCUGGACUCAUGGUCUGUGAUUCUGAAUGGCUCAGUGGAGGUGACGCACCCAGAUGGCCGGACGGAAAUCCUGUGCAUGGGCAACAGCUUUGGUGUGUCCCCCACCAUGGAGAAAGAAUACAUGAAAGGGGUGAUGAAGACCAAGGUGGAUGACUGCCAGUUUGUUUGCAUAGCACAGCAAGAAUACUGCUGCAUCCUUAACCAAGUGGAGAAAAACAUGCAGAAGGUGGAAGAGGAGGGUGAGAUUGUGAUGGUGAAGGAACACCGAGAGCUUGACCGCACAGGCACCAGAAAAGGACACAUUGUCAUCAAGGGCACACCAGAGCGUCUUACCAUGCACCUUGUAGAAGAGCACUCGGUGGUGGACCCCACCUACAUCGAGGACUUCCUGCUUACCUACCGCACCUUCCUGCCAAGCCCCAUGGUGGUAGGCAAGAAACUGCUGGAGUGGUUUCAUGACUCCAGCCUCAGGGACAAGGUUACACGGGUAGUCUUGCUGUGGGUAAACAAUCAUUUCAACGACUUUGAGGGUGACUCCGCAAUGACACAUUUUCUUGAGGAGUUCGAGUACAAUCUGGAGAGAGAGAAAAUGUGUGGGCACCUAAGACUGUUAAACAUAGCAUGUGCUGCCAAAGCUAAGCUACGGGUGGUGACCCUAACCAAACCCUCGAGGGAAGCACACCUGUCUUUCACCCUGCUGGGGGGUUCAGAGAAGGGCUUUCGCAUUUUCAUUGACAGCGUGGAGCAAGACAGCAAAGCUGCAGAGGCCGGCCUUAAACGAGGAGAUCAGAUACUAGAGGUCAAUGGGCAAAACUUUGAAAAUGUGCCGUUAUCCAAAGCCAACGAGAUUCUCAAAAACAACACACACCUGUCCAUUACUGUGAAAACCAAUCUCUUAGUGUUUAAGGAGCUACUGGCCAGGCCUGACCAGGACCAGGAGCAAGAACUGGAGGAGGAGCCAGACAGGAAGAACGGGGCACCUCACAUCCCCAAAAUCGGGGACAUUAAGAAAGCCAGCCGCUACUCCAUCCCUGACCUGGCUGUGGAUGUGGAGCAGGUCAUGGGUCUUGAGAAAGCUAGUAAGAAAGCCAAGGCCAACACCGUGGGUGGCAGAAACAAGCUGAAGAAGAUCUUCGACAAGACACUAACCAGUAUUCUUCCACCCAAACCUUACAAUGACGUUGGUGUGGGACAGUCCCAGGAUGACAGUAUUGUUGGGCUAAAGCAGUCAAAGCAGAUCCCUCCUGCUCUUCCUGUCAGUGGAAACCUUUCAUCGAGCAACCCUGACCUAUUGCAAUCACACCAUCGCAUACUUGACUUCAACAACCAGCCUGAAGCAGUUCCUAUAAACAUGUCAGACCAGGUACUGAGAGUGUUCAAGGCAGACCAGCAAAGUCGAUACCUCAUGAUUGGGAAGGACACCACAGCAAAAGAGGUCGUAGCUCAGGCCAUCCGAGAGUUUGCCUUGACCGCUGCCCCUGAAGCAUAUUCAUUGUGUGAGGUGUCAGUCACUCCUGAGGGUGUCAUCAAGCAGCGACGACUCCCUGAACAACUCUCCAAACUGGCCGACAGGAUCCAGCUCAGUGGAAGGUACUACCUGAAAAGCAACAUGGAGACAGAGACAUUGUGCUCUGAUGAAGAUGCCCAGGAACUACUAAGGGAGAGUCAGAUCAGCCUGUUGCAGCUUAGCACGGUGGAAGUGGCGACCCAGCUGUCCAUGCGUGCCUUUGAGCUGUUCUGUGCCAUCGAGCCCACCGAGUACAUCGAUGACCUCUUUAAGCUGAAAACCCGUCUAACCGGGCCCCCCAGCCUCAAGCUCUUUGAGGAGGCCAUCAAUCGGGAGACCUUCUGGGUGGCCACGGAGGUGGUGCGUGAGACCAACCAGCUCAAACGCAUGAAGAUCAUCAAGCACUUCAUUAAGAUCGCACUGCAUUGCCGCGAGUGCAAGAACUUCAACUCCAUGUUUGCCAUCAUCAGCGGUCUGAACUUGGCACCAGUGUCCAGACUCAGAGGCACAUGGGAGAAGUUGCCUAGUAAAUAUGAGAAGCUGUUUAGUGAUCUUCAAGAUUUAUUUGAUCCCUCCAGGAAUAUGGCAAAGUACCGUAAUCUUCUAAACAGCCAGAAUCUGCAGCCACCCAUCAUCCCUCUUUUCCCUGUAAUCAAGAAGGAUCUCACCUUCCUGCAUGAAGGAAAUGACUCGAAGGUAGAUGGUUUGGUGAACUUUGAGAAGCUGCGGAUGAUUGCUAAAGAGAUCAGACACGUAGGCAGAAUGGCAGCGGUAAACAUGGACCCUGCUCUGAUGUUCAGAACCAGGAAGAAGAAAUGGAGAAGUUUAGGGUCACUCAGCCAGGGCAGUGCCAAUGCGGCAGUCCUGGAUGUAACCCAGACAGGCGGACACAAGAAGCGGGUCAGACGGAGUUCCUUCCUCAAUGCCAAGAAGCUGUACGAGGACGCACAGAUGGCACGCAAAGUCAAACAAUACCUGUCCAACCUCAUCCUGGAGACGAAUGAGGAGAGCCUGCAGACACUCUCAAUUCAGUGUGAGCCUUCAGUCAACACAUUGCCGAAGAGUUCUGGGGACAGGAAGAGACCUGACACUUCUCCUGUAGUUGCACGGGCCGCCAUUCACCAGCGCCAGCAGCUUCAGAAAGCCACCCAGGCGCUUCAAGUGCCUGCCGUAGCCCUCUACCCAUCACGCAAGAAAGUGCCAGUCAAAGACUUGCCGCCAUUUGGCACAAGCUCACCACAGUCUCUGAAAAAGAUACUGUCCCUUUCAGAAGAGGCAGGAGAGAGACACAGGAAACUGACAGAGGACAGUGUGUCCAACAACUCCUCACAGAUGUCAUCUCCUCCCACAUCCCCUCACAGCUCACCUAAGAAAGGGUAUGGAAGAGCAGGUGACUACCUGUCAGACUCUGGUCACAGUGAGAUCUCCUCACGCUCCAGUCUGGUGAGCACCUCCUCCCUGGACAUGGGGCAAGAUGAACGCAGACAUCGAUAUGGAGGAAUAGCUGGGGAAAGCCAUGGCAGUGUCCACCGUCUAGAACGCAGGGCUACUGCUGAUCCUGACCAGUACAGCUUGGGGUCUUGCUCAUCAAUGCAGGACUGUCGGGGUCUGUAUGCGGGUGCCACUGUGCUGUCUUCCCCCAGCUCAGAGGAGCUUACCCAGGACCAGGGCGACCGGGUGUCUCUCGAUGCUGCUGAUUCUGGUCGUGGCAGCUGGACUUCAUGUUCCAGUGGCUCUCAUGACAACAUUCAGACCAUGCAGCAGGGGCGUAGCUGGGAAGCACUUGCAGAGGGUGCGGGGCUUUGGGGAAGCAGAGGAAGCUGGGCGUCUGCCUGCUCCUCUUCAUCCUCUGCAGCAUGUUGGGGCGAGGACUCUGAGGGCGAUACGGGCACUAUCAAGCGAAGAGGAGGGAGGGAUGUGACCACAGACCCAGAGACCAGCAGCAUCACCUCCACUGGCUCAGAAGAGUCCAGACAGCACAGUCGACGGCCCUCACCCAUCACUGCAGGCAACACCAAAGCUGUGAUCACACGGAAGGACGGCCGUUACCGGGACCCUCCGCCAACUCCGCCGGGCUACACCGCACUGACCAUCACGGACGUAACCGAGGGCACAGCUCACUCGGGCAGGAGACCGCCGGACUACACCACCGCCUUGCAGCGAUCCCGUCUUGUCUCACAAUCCCCUGACUCCCAGCAGCCCCCAGCUGCGGGAAAACCCAUCCACUCGCCGGAUCCCCGGGGCCGAGAAGAGGAGGAGACAGAGGAGGUGGAAGUGGAGGGUGAGUGCUUGUCUCCCAAACUCAGAGAUCAAAGGAGGAGAGGUCCACACACAGCAGUUCCCCCCAGGCCAUGAGUUACAUACACCACCCCGACGGGAAGAGGAUGAACAGGUGUCCGCUGUUUGAAAGGGGGCGACUCUGGCUGCACUGCUGCAUUGACUGAUGGCCCUUAUCGGGCAUUCACAGGUCAGACAGACAGACAGACCAUCCAGUCUACAUCUUACCGGCACUGCCUCUCUCCCUCCUCGAUGGAUUCAUCUCCCUGUCCUGCCUUAAUGCAUCAUGGGGGGUUUAAUGCCCUGCAUGCUAAAGAUACUGUGAAGAAAGGAGGCGAGCAAAAAAAUAAUUUAUUUGGCACUUUGGAGAAUGGAAAAAAUGAACUGAACUGAACUGAAAACACAACGCUUUGACAUUCACACACAAAAAACAAACUACUGUUAACAGUUAUCUUCAGACAAUUCCCUCUUACCUUCUACCUAAAGGUCACAUGGACACGUUUAGUGGUUCCCUCGAGCACUUUUUAACUGUUUUUAAGGUGUAAACUGAUGCACACAAUCUACAUUUCAGUCACACGAUUCUGGACAUGCAGUUUGGAUGGCGAAGAAGGCUUGAGUACAAUUUACCACCCUUCUUUUGGACAUCAGUCCUGACGACAA